Molecule: messenger RNA, 960 nt
Organism: Melitaea cinxia (Glanville fritillary)
Lineage: Eukaryota; Metazoa; Arthropoda; Insecta; Lepidoptera; Nymphalidae
Gene: Tsp68C
Product: tetraspanin-15
Exons: 4
Coding region: 1-960 (319 amino acids)
Cellular component (GO): membrane
Source: RefSeq, a predicted model, not a curated record
AUGCAAAUACUUAGUGUUUUAUUUUUCUUUUAUAAUUACAAGGGUUGUGGUUUCCUGAAAGUGGUAUGUGGCUUCCUACUUCUAAGUGAUUCUCGAAGGAUGCUUUUAUCCCGGUUGCUUGCGAUGCCAGAGGACGGCCUGUACGAGGCUCCGUUUUACUACGUUGCUCUCGCACUCCUAGCAGCUGGACUUACAGUUUGCGUAACAUCUGCUAUAGGCGUUUGGGCAACAUAUUUACCUGGAUAUAUUAUUUUAACUUUUUAUUUCCUGAUAGUUCUCGGCAUGUUGCUCUGCGAGUGUGCAGCGGGUGUGGUGGCGGCGGUGUGGCCGCGCUGCUACGGCAUCCAGGCGGCGCGGGGCGGGGCAGUCGGCGCGCUGCAGAGCUACUAUGCGGUGCCCGACUACGAGCACUUUACGGCGGCGCUGGAUUUAGCUCAGACCGAGCUAGAAUGCUGCGGCAUGACAAGCGCGCGCAACUACGACAUGUCGCUGUGGCAACUGCGGCGGCUCGGCCCGCGCGGCCUCUCCGUGCCGCCCAGCUGCUGCGUGCAGACCGAGCACGCGUCCUACCUCAACCCCGCGCCGCGCAACCAGUCGCGCUGCCAGGAGGUACAACCCAUACCGGAGUUCAGACACGUGCAUGGUUGUCAGACUAAAUUAGAAGAUUGGUACCAGGAGCAGUACUUCGUGUUCAUGAUAUCGCUGUUCGUGGUUGCCGUUUUCAAACUAGCAAUAUUAUUAAGUACCGUGUUCUCAUGUAUUCAGUUAAAAAAGAGCAAGCAUGUGAAACAUUUCUUCACUAUAAAAAGUAUGCAGAGUAAAUCAAGUGAAAAUAUUUACGAACGUAAUAUGAGCUUACAUGACGAGCCUAUAACAGCAAAAUACAUACAACCGAAUAAUUUCUACAGUCCGCGCGUACGCAACCCGAGGAUUUUCAACAAACCCAAUGAUAUGGUAUGA